AUUUCAACGCUUUUACCAGUCUACCCGUUUAUUAAGUCUAAACUAAGAGUAUUUCACAAUACAGAAGCAGCUUUAGAGCAUGGCACGCGCUCAUUUAAGUGCGGACAAUGUCGAAAAUUUGUUUAGCGAAACGCCACUCGAUGCAUUAAAUUUUGGCUCUUUGAAAAUACUUGCAGACCAUUUAAACCCUAAUGGAAAGCUUAUGGAAUUGAAAGACGGCACUGGAAUUUAUGUUUAUGACAAUUUUACAGGUAUAGUAGAGCAGGAACAUUUCCCACCUGAGGAAAUAAAAGACAUCAGUGAUAAUCCUAAUCCAACCAAUGAGCUUAUCUCUGAAAUGUCCGAGAAAUCUUGUACCAUUGGCGACCUUUUCAGAGACGUUUUGAACAUGGGGCGUAUUGAUAUUGUACAAAUUAGUCGAGCAAACUGGGUUAAAGAUUGCCAUGUAUACGCAGAUAAGCGGGGUGCGGCUCCGCAAAUGGUUAUGGAAAUUCCAGAUCAAGAAAUUGAAGAAGAGGACUGUGACAAAGUAAAUCUAGGACAUACAAAGCAGUAUGAUGCAUUUCUGAGUUAUGCAUACCCAAAUUUACGCAUUGCCAAGAGGACGAUAAGAAAACUAGAAAAUGAAGGAUUCACAUUGUUUGUACCAGGUCGUGAUGACCUACCAGGAGGAGCGAAACAUGUACUCACAGCUUAUGUGAUUGAGAAAAGGUGUAAACGUGUCAUCAUCCUGUUGACAAAAGCAUUCCGUUCCAGUCCGGAGUGCGACUUCCAGGUCAGAUUUGCAAACGCUCUCGAUUCAGGAGCUAUAGAGAUGAAGAUCAUCCCAGUAAUUUGUGAAGACAAUGUUGAGGUGCCCAGGUUCCUCAACUUUAUACACACCUGUGACAUCACCAAGAAUGAAUGGUCUAAACUUUAUAGGGCCCUUUCUCAUCAGUGCACCGGCGAAAAUACAAGGUUUCUGGAAAGUUUAACAUACCCUCCACCGGUUAAUGUUGAAAAUGAAUUCCAGCAACUAAGCAUACACACGGAUAACGUAAGAUAUCAGAAGAUCGUUAUCAACCUGAUGGAGACUCUGGAAUAGUUCAUGACAUAAAAGCUCAAGAUGGGAAUGGGAACGAAGUUUACGUGUAGCUAUGGAGACUCUGGAAUAGUGCAUGACAUUAAAGCUCCAGAUGGGAAUGGGAACGAAGUUUACAUGUAGCUAUGGAAACUCUGGAAUAGUGCAUGACAUUAAAGCUCAAGAUGGGAAUGGGAACGAAGUUUACGUAUAAUUCUUCUUGCCCGCGGGAUGAUAGACGCAGUAGAUUGACGCAACGUCAGCAUAAAUGUAAUCCUAAGAAUGUCACCUUCAAUUUUGCUAUAACUACAUGUAUGUUUUGCAAAAAGAAGACAUUUAAUGCCGUGUUAUGCAAAAAGACGAAAGAAAUGAAAUUAUACAGUCAAGGUGUAAAGGAAAUGAGCCGCGCCAUGAGAAAACCAACGUAGUGGGUUUGCGACCAGCAUGGAUCAAGAUCAGCCUGCGCAUCCGCGCAGUCCGGUCAGGAUCCAUGCUGUUCACUUUCAAAGCCUAUUGCAAUUACAGAAACUGUUAGCGAACAGCAUGGAUCCUGACCAGACUGAGCGGAUGCGCAGGCUGGUCUGGAUCCAUGCUGGUCGCAAACCCACUAUGUUGGUUUUCUCAUGGCGCGACUCAAAUAUAUUCUUCAGUAGCUCUAUAUUCUCUAUCGAUUCUAUGGAUAUUUUAUUUUAUGUACUAUCAAUGUGCACCCUUUCUCAUUAUUUUGUGUUUUCAGAUUACUCUUGUUUCACGUAUACAAAAAAAAAUGUGGUGUGCGAGUAUCUUGCGAUUGUGUCACAAAUGCUUGCACAAACCUCAUUUUCUAAACCCUUAUCAUUGUACUUUUGAAUAUGAAUCCAAUUCAACAUUAUGUAGAUGUAAUCGUUCGUAACAAUUAUUUAUACAUGUCCGGUAUGAUACCGAUUUGACAUUGUGUAAUUGUACGUAAUUAUUAGAAUAUCUGUUAUAUGAUUCCAAUUAAUAUUGUGUAUAUAUAAUCGUAUUCUGUGCAGUCUGAUCAUGAUCUUUACUAUUCGCUAUUCAAUCAGUAUCUUUCGUUGGUAAGCACCCAUUUUAACAGUUAAUGGUACUGUCCAUACUGAAAGAUACUGACUAGUUCGUUAUAGAAAUUUAGCUGGAACUGUUAAGUUGUUGCUCAGGGCGUGGGGUAUAUUCCACGAAUGCUUCUCAUUGCAGAGAAGAUGCAGCCGUUUCUGCGCAUGCCCGGAAUUCCACAUUUCAGUAGAUCUACCUCUUAUGAGAAGAGUUGAUCAGAUCGAAUAUGCUGAAUACUGUGCUUGGCUGCGAUUUACAUUUGCUUGAAAAGGAUCUACUUACUUAUUCUACUUACUGAUCUAACUUAUAUCUGUUCCUAAUGCAUUGAAAUCUCUUUUCGAUCAUUUGUUAAAAACUUUAACCAUCUAUUGAUCGGAAAAUUAAUGUGCUUCCGUGGUGUAGUCCAAAAAAGGCCCUCCGUGGUAUACAUGUAGUCCAAAAAGGCCCUAACAAUUAAAUGAUAUUUUUGUUUCUAUUUUUAGCACAUUUGCGCGAUAACCUGUGGCCAAAUGGGCAUUUUUUCACUCGUAAAAUGUAUUUUACAUUAAAUAAGAUGCUUCACAUGAUAUUUACAUGUUUUGAGCUGUUUACUUGAAAACGAAAUUAGUGUGUUUGUUUGGUGGACCGCUUUCUGAAAUGUGGUAAUAUGAGGGUACCUGAUUUCAGUUGACUUGCAUUUCACUGCAUACUAUUUAACACCCCUUUUUCUUUUCGUUUUCUUGCAGCAAAUGUAUGGAUAUCUUGCGGAAAAUAUGACUACGACGGAGUGCAAAUCUCAACUGUAUCAAAAUUGAUCUGAAGUAGAUGAAUUUUAUAUGAAACAAUUUUUUUUUUAUCUUAUUGGCAUAUAGCCUGAGUAAAGACGGUUAAAAAGCUCA
Molecule: messenger RNA, 2994 nt
Organism: Mercenaria mercenaria
Lineage: Eukaryota; Metazoa; Mollusca; Bivalvia; Venerida; Veneridae
Product: myeloid differentiation primary response protein MyD88-like
Exons: 8
Coding region: 80-1084 (334 amino acids)
Biological process (GO): positive regulation of canonical NF-kappaB signal transduction; MyD88-dependent toll-like receptor signaling pathway
Molecular function (GO): TIR domain binding
Source: RefSeq, a predicted model, not a curated record